Acanthochromis polyacanthus (spiny chromis) is the source of this 4876-nucleotide messenger RNA. It is a transcript of the gene hnf4b, whose product is annotated as hepatic nuclear factor 4, beta. Gene Ontology annotation, biological process: anatomical structure development; positive regulation of transcription by RNA polymerase II; cell differentiation. Gene Ontology annotation, molecular function: RNA polymerase II cis-regulatory region sequence-specific DNA binding; nuclear receptor activity; zinc ion binding. The record is from RefSeq and is a predicted model, not a curated record. The coding region runs from base 281 to 1543 and encodes 420 amino acids. Lineage: Eukaryota; Metazoa; Chordata; Actinopteri; Pomacentridae. The transcript is spliced from 10 exons.
AUGAAGUGGACCAUCACUGAGCAGGCUUUUCAAGGCGCCACAAGAAGGUUAGAAGUGACAUUUUAAAGAAGAUUAACGCCUGUAGAGCGGAUCAGGAAGACGAAAACAAAGGCUGCCAAAAACUGUGAAGAAAGAAAUGAGUUUGAACCCACACACAGGAGACUUGUGACAGAGAGGAACUGAGCUGAAUACCAGAUCUGGAAGUUACAGUUGAUAUUGGAGGAGCUUUGCAUAUCAAGCAGAAUCAAAACCCUUCUGACCACAGAGCCUCGCCAGAACCAUGAAGCUUACCGGGACUAUCUUUAAGCUGGAGUACACUCAUUACAGCACAGACCGAGAACAUUUAAACAACAUGAUGCUGAUACCUCUACAAACUGAUACAACAGAUUCACCAGUGUCAGCAGUCGCUUCAUCACUGUCACAGGCUGAUGGAAGUAGGACUCUGUGUUCCAUAUGUGCCGACAGAGCCACAGGUAAACAUUAUGGUGCAUCCAGCUGUGAUGGCUGCAAGGGCUUCUUCAGGAGGAGCAUUCGCAACAACCACAGUUACAGCUGUAGGUUCAACAGGAAAUGCAUUGUGGACAAAGACAAAAGGAACCAGUGUCGUUACUGCAGACUACGAAAGUGUUUCAAGGCUGGAAUGAGAAAGGAAGCCGUUCAGAAUGAGAGAGACUGCGCCAACACUCACAGAGCCAAGGGACAGACAGUGGGCACUCUGUCCAUCAGUGUGCUGCUGCAGGCCGAGGCCAGUGUGCAACAGAUCCCAGCGCUGCUCUCACCUAGGAGUCAUGACAUCAAUGCCAAGAAGACAGCCUGCGUGGGAGACCUGUUUGAGUCCAUGAAGCAGCAACUCCUCCUGCUGGUGGAGUGGGCAAAACACAUACCAGAGUUCUGCAGCCUCCCGAUAGAUGACAGGGUAACCCUGCUACGAACCCACUCUGCAGAACAUCUUAUUCUAGGUGCAGCAAGACGCUCACUGCCUUGCGACAAUCUCAUUCUACUAGGCAAUGACUUUGUGAUCCCCAUGAGUGGUGCAGAGGUCGAGGUGUCCAGAGUGGCUUUCAGAAUCCAAGAGGAGCUGGUCAAACCUCUCAGAGAUCUGGACAUCACAGACCAAGAGUUUGCUUGCCUCAGAACUAUUGUCUUCUUUGCUCCAGACUGUCUGGGGCUGGAGAGUCCUCAGGUGGUUCGACAUCUGCGCUUCCAGGCCCACCUUCUGCUUGAAGAGGCAACCUGUGAGCAGCGGGGAAGGUUCGGGGAGCUGCUGCUGAUCCUGCCUCCCCUGCAGAGCAUUGCCUGGCAGAUGGUGGAGACUCUCCACCUAGCACAGCUGCUGGGUGAAGCCAGGAUGGACAGUCUGCUGCUGGAGAUGCUGCUGGGAGAGGCAACCAAAACAGGAGAUGGACUGUGUUCAGGCAAUGAUCAAACUCAAGAGCAGCAUAAUGACCAAAGAGCCUCAUCUAGUCACCUCACCUCUGUGAUCUCUCAUGUUUCAACAACUCUUACAAAUGCCCUCUCUGCUGCCCACACAGACUGGCACUGAGGUGUACAGACAUGGAGAAGCUGCCAGUGUGCCCACCACAUACCAGAGGCACCUGUCCACACCAAGAAACACCUCUGGAACACCUCAGCUGAACCAAAGAGCAGAGAGCUUGAGCCAGAAAAGACAGACAAACAUACACACAAUCAGCUGUAUAUAUAGAAUGCCUUACACACAAAUACUGACAAAUACAACCCCCCAUCACUUAGAAAAAAAGGGUUGUUUUCUUGGAUGACAAGAAUAAUUCUACAAUCAUUCUUCAUUUAAUAAUGCAUAUUUUUUUAAUCCGGUUUUGCUCAUUUGUCUGUCAAAGGCCACAUUUUGAAUUCUUUGACCAACAACAUUCAACAUGUUGCACAACGCCAAGUAGAGAGAAAUAGAAUUAAAUGUUAAAUCUGGACAGAGUGUAUAAGAAAAGCUACUGGCAUGAAAAAAAAAAUAGGUUAACACUGCACUGAAAUAUCACUUAGAGCUAACGUGUUGCUCUGUGCCCGACUUCUUCUCUGAGGUGAGGUGCAAGUCCUAGUAUUUGUCAGCAGAGGGCACAAAAAGCCUGUUCUGAAACACAUUUGCUGGCCCUGACAGACAAGACUCCACUCAUGUGGUCAAAUAUUGUCAUGUUCAUGAAGGAAAAAAAGCAUUUCAAAUAACAGAUUCAGGUUUGUAAUCUUAUAAUCCCCAAAAAUCAAGAUAUUGUAGGGAGGAUAGAACCUGAAGUGUAAUAUUGGUUCUGGAAACUGUGAUGAACCCGUAAUGUUAUUAUUGAAUGGUCUGAUACGAUGAGGGAUGGAGGGACUGUACAGAAGCUGAGAAUCACUGCAGGGACUCAGUGUAGCUUGAUGAUGAAAGCAUAGGGCAUCAGCCCAAUUAAACCCUUUUUCCUCUUUCUAGCUACUUUCUUUGUUUUCAUAUCUUAAUUGCCGAAUCCCUAUAAAAACAAAGAAAGAAAUCCACCCUUUAUUCUCCCCCGAAGCCAUGGGCAACCAAAUUCACAACAGAGGGUAUAAUCUAAACAAAAUAUUGGUUGUAAAUUCCUCCGUUCUAAAGACUGAGAAUUCAGGCUUUCUUUAAAAACAAUACUAAUGCAUCAUAGAAAUUAGGUUAGCAUAAUAGUGACGUGUUCUUUUUCCAUUUGAGGCAGUGUCAAUAUCGGAUGUUGAAAGAAGUUAUAUAAAACAUUAUAUAAUCGAGCUAAUGCAAUUAGAGGAGAAGAAAAGCCCUUUCUCCACAGACAUUAAACGUCUUCUGAACGUUUACAUUUCCCUGACAGCCUAUAGAGUUUGUACUUGGCUGCACUCUUGUUAGGCACAGACAGCACAUGAGCUCACACACAGCAAUAAGAUUUACUACAGCGAAGAAACGAAAGGAAGAAAGACACAUAACUGCUGCACAUUGUGAGGGACAAUAAGGAGUAGAUUGGUUAAAUUACAGUCAUGGUCAUUUUAAAAGCAAAAAAACCCGAAUAAAAUUCUAAAAAUAUUUUCUGAGAAAGUUUAUCACGUGUACAGAUGCUGAAAUGCUUCUUCUUUUUGUCGGUUUGACCUUCUUUGCAUAUUCUCUGGUUCACUCCUACAAUCCAAAGACAUGGAAUUCAGAGAUUGUAAAAAUAAAAAUAAGAAAAAAAAACGACAGAACUACACUGACCUCAAAACAUUUCCUUAUCAUAGAAAGAAUAAACACACUAAGAGCCGUAAUUGGAUGAAUCACUGACUGGAGAAGACUUUUUCCCUAACCUAAAUGAAUACAUUUUUCCACCCUUUUAUUUAGUUUGUGCACUAACUCAAAAUUCCAAUUAAAAAGCUGCCAUAACUGUGACUAUGCAGUAAGGGAAUGUACCAUGUGCUGUGUCUAAUGGAUAAUUACCUGAAUGUGAUUUUCCUUUAAUGGAUGACAUGUGAUAUUGACUAUUGAAGAAAAGUAACUGCCGAGCUGCAUUCUCAUCUGCUGCCCUAAAUUUAUGUGACGCUCCAACACUAUUUUCACGUGCAACAACUUUUCUUUGUUCUCAAAUUCUUUCUAGAUGAAAAACUAUUUUUAAAUCCUUGGACCACAUCCUCUUGACCUACUGACUGCAAAAUCUGUGGUGACCUGCAUUCACUAUCAGCAGUAGUGGAUGGACUGAGAGAAAACCAUUUUAUCCUGUAGAAGGAAACUUGGAAACAAAAGCACUACUGGAAAAGUGUGCAAAUGGGCAUUCCUUCUGUAAAUGCUCCGUGAAAUCCUAGUUUUUCACACCACAAAAAGCGCAGCAUGGUAUGAGAUGUCAACCCAGACAAGGUUCCUUUGAGAAAUGAUGUAUAAUGUCAGUCGGACCAGAUCAACAAAUACAGGUCAUACCUUCGGUGCCUGAGAGUGACACUGUCUAUUGCUCCAUUACAUCUAUCUCAGGGGUGUCAAACUCAUUUUAGUUCAGGGGCCACAUUCAGCCCAAUGUGAUCUCCAGUGGAAAGGACCAGUAAAAUCAUAGAAUUUCAACCUAUGAAUAACCACAACACCAAAUCUUUCAUUUGUUUCAGUGUAAAAAUGUUCACAUUUAAGAAACUAUCUUUUUAUAAAGCAUCAUGAACAGCCUGAAAUUUCUUGGGAAAAUUUCAUUCAAUUUCAACAACAUUGUUCCUCAGUUUAUCAUUUACACAUUACAACUUACAGAUCAGAGUGUCUAUAAAAGAACAAAACAUUUAGUCUCAGGUAUCUGGAACUGAACAAUGUAGUGUUUUACUUUAUGAUCAAAUCUAUGAAAGUCUGACAAAAAAAGACAAAAUACAACAAAAACAAGACAAAAUACUACAAAAAACUACAAAAAUGAGACAAAAUGACAAAAAAAAACAAGACACAAAAUGACAAAAACGAGAAAAAAAGUGACAAAAAAAUUAGACAACACAAGCAAGACAAAAAAAACACACAACGGCAAAAACGAGACACAAAACAAGAAUAAAGCAAAACACAAGUCAGACAAAAAUUUAAAAAAGCAACAUAAACAUGAGAAAAGUCAGACAACCCCCCCCCCCAAAAAAAAACAACAAAAACAAGACAAAAUAUUACAAAAAUGAGACACAAAAUGACAAACAAACAAUGAGCAAUCUAGUAUUUUACUUUAUUAUCAAAACAACUUGUCAUGGUCUUGAAAUUAUUUUUAAUUUAUAUUUUCACAAAUUUUCAAAUGGCAGUUAAUGACUUCUCUGUAAUUUUUACACUGGAUGGACCCUCUGGGUGGCCGGUUAUGGCCCACGGGCCGCAUGUUUGACGCCCCUGACCUAUCUGGACAGUUGAAUACUUCGUAAUGGAUUGCUGACUAUUGCUCAAGUUCAGUUUUGAAUAAACAUUUCAAAGAUGUCA